GCGUAGUCUCGUCAUAGGCGGGAAAUCACGGCUUCGAUGUCCCGUUAUUUUGUGAGCCACGAUAACCUCACACCUUUUCGUCGACUCGAUAGAGUAAAAAGAAGAAGCAAAGAAUAGAAUCAAAAACAUACGCAAGCCCAAGGAUGCCUAUUCUGUCCUCGGGAGAUCUCUGACCUCGCCUGAUUCAGUUGACGCCGGGGCCCCCACGGAAUCCAGGAGCUACUGGCUGUGUCUGUCUGCUUUGGGGACUAUUCACAAGGGAUCACUGCAUGGCAAUGAACAGGUGACAGCGUAGAGCACCUGGGCCAUUUCUUCUGCUCCCGGACACGCGCCAGGCCGCAGCACCAUGUCCCGCUUUCUCACCCCAGCCAAAAUCGGCCUCCUGGCUCUCAUUGAGCUGUACACCCACAAGGCUGUCCCGACGGCUUCCAUUGUCGAAGUCCUCUCCUUCAUAACCUCUCACCUGAUCGAAAAUGACGUCUCAACCUCCUUCUCCUGCCCCGAACGCCGGUGGAAGCCGGCCGAAAGUACCGUCAGCCUCGUCAUCUCCAUCGCCGAUUUCGAACGGGUCUUGGCGCCGCACACCGCAGCCUCGGGCAUGCCGGGCCGGAGCCUGUGGUACGUCUUUGUGGAUAGGCUGUGGAAGAUCGACUCACUAGAUGCCCUGCACGAGUUCUUCGACCGCUGCGCGAACCUGCUGGCGAAAUCAAAAGAGGAGCUCCGUCGGGAUGCCGAGAUGGGUGUACCCGCACCGGAUCCGGAAGCCAUCCUGCUCUCCCGCAACUCGCCUUUCGGCGCCUUCGUGCGCAGAUCCCGGCUCGAGUUCACGCGGCUGCGCUUUCACGACGCUUUCGAGCUGUGGAAGGCCUUCAUCAGAUACCGGCAGACUACGGCAGCAUAUUACCGGAAGAAGACGCCUUCCUUCCAAAGGCUCAGCUUCGACCACGUCCUUCUUACUGGGGAGAGCGACUGGGGUGCUGGCGUUGAGAGCGUUGCUUCUGUGGCCUACGGAGAUAUGCUGAGGGACGACCCCACCUCAACCCUACCCGUCAGCACCGACGACGUUCAGAAACUGCUCGAGUUUCAGAUUGAGCAAAUGCAGAGAUACGGCAGUCGGAUACCCCCAGAGAUACAACGACAAUUCCACGACUUGCUACACGACAGCCUCGUCAUACCGAGCUUGUCCCACUAUCUGAGCUAUCUGGAUGCGUGGAGAGCCGGGGACUAUUCUACUUCUUUCGACUACUUGCACCGAUACUUCGACUACACGAUGCAAAAUAGGGACAGGUCCUUUUACCAAUACGCUCUCAUGAACCUUGCAGUGCUCCAAGCAGACUUUGGGUGCCACAAGGAGGCUAUCUCCGCUAUGCUCGAAACCGUGUCUACGGCUAGGGAGAACCGAGAUAUGACCUGUUUGAACUUUGCCCUCAACUGGCUCUUCCACUUUGGCCGAGCCCACCCCGAAAUCACCAAGGAGCUCGAGUCAAAUAGCAUGCUGGGGACGGGCAAGGAGUCGCUGGCUUUCCUCCGGAGCCGGGCCAAGGAGACAGACAUGUGGGCGCUCUGGAGUUCCUCGUUGAUGAGCGAGGCCAAGAUGACCCUCUGGAACGGCGAGAGCGUGGCGACGGCCGUCGAGCACCUCGUCAGAAGCUCGCAGAUCCUGGUCGAACGCAACAUGAAGGGCCUGGUCGGCUCGCAGCUGUCGAUCAGCAUAGCGCUGUGGGACCGGCUAGGAAUCACCUAUCUGGCCGCGACCGCCGCCGAGGUGUUCAUCCGCUGCCACGCGCGCCACACCAUAUUCGACGACGAGCUGAAGGUGGCGGGCCGGCAGGCGUCGAUGCUGACGCUGAAGGGCAAGUACGACGAGGCGCUGGGGCUGCUAGAGGCCAUGGACGCGAACUCGCUGCGGGCGUGGCGGCCGAACCAGUCGUGGCACAAGUACCGCGGCAUCAUCAAGCUCAAGCGGGACAUCCGGCGGGACAACCUGAGGGAGGCGGAGCUGCUGCUGUCGCAGCUGCUCCAGUCCAAGCACGAGGACUUCGAGCCCGACCUCGCCUUCGUCAUCGACAACCUGCACGUCAAGUACCUGAUGCGCCGGGGCAGCCUCGACGACGCCUUCGCCGAGGUCGAGCGCAUGAUGGCCGAGCUGCGCGACGAGAACCGCGACGUGGCGCUGCGCGUGCGCCUGCUGCUGCUCAAGGCCGACAUCCUGGCGCGGUGCGGCCGCGCCGAGCGCGGGUUCACGGCCGCAGUGCGGGCGGCCCACGUGGCGUGGCGGGCGCGGCUGGCGCCGCAGCUGUGGGCGGCGAUGGGCGCGGUGGCGCGGGUGCUGAACGCGGUGGGCGAGUUCGCGGCGGCCGCGGCGCUGCUGGCCGCGGCGCUGCCGCGCUGCCUCGAGUGCGAGGACGCGGCCGCCGCCGCCGCGCUGUACGCGCAGCUCGCGGACGCAAGCAUGGGCCUGGCGGGGCGCGCCGCCGCCGCCUCCCCCCCGCGCCGCGAGCGCAUCGCCCAGGCCCUCGAGGCCGUCGAGCGCGCCUUCGCCCUCUACGCCGCCGUCGAGGACCUCCCCUGCCAGUGCGAGAUGCUCGCCAAGAAGGCCACCAUCAUGCGCGUCUCCGGCGACCCCGUCCUCGCCAACGACUGCGCCGCCGCGUACCUCGCCAUACGCAGGGAUGCGGCCGCGCGGGCGGGGGGGUGGGGGUAAGGGGGUAAAGAGAGGGGAGGGGAGAGGAGUUGGGGCGGUAGGACGGGUGUAAAGGAGAACACUAGACGAGUCUACGCGUCGAACACGGGAAUCGAGAGGGGAACUUGGCAGCACGGGUGGAGUUGGGGGGGUAGGCAUUGCAAUCAAGAGGCACUUGCGCGACGGACUACGAAGUCUGGGGGGGGGGGGUCUCUAACUAUAGGUGUCAGGCCGGCUUUAAACGAGAUUCGGUCUUGAUAGUAUACAUAGAUCCAAUAUAUACAUACGUGUGCACAGUAGGCAGGCUGCCAGCUAACUUGGACCCUUUUACCCCGUCUCCUCCCUGAGGUCCCCUUUGCCCAAUGCCAGCCGUGUGCUUUGUCAACUCCACGACUAUAUUCUC
Messenger RNA from Durotheca rogersii, 3086 nucleotides. Its product is annotated as anaphase-promoting complex subunit 5-domain-containing protein. Bases 347 to 2704 code for a protein of 785 amino acids. Gene Ontology annotation, biological process: positive regulation of mitotic metaphase/anaphase transition; protein K11-linked ubiquitination; anaphase-promoting complex-dependent catabolic process. The transcript has a single exon. The record is from RefSeq and is a predicted model, not a curated record. NCBI's taxonomy places the organism in Eukaryota, Fungi, Ascomycota, Sordariomycetes, Xylariales, Xylariaceae. Gene Ontology annotation, cellular component: anaphase-promoting complex.